Danio aesculapii is the source of this 1782-nucleotide messenger RNA. It is a transcript of the gene sstr5, whose product is annotated as somatostatin receptor 5. Gene Ontology annotation, cellular component: membrane; neuron projection. The transcript is spliced from 3 exons. NCBI's taxonomy places the organism in Eukaryota, Metazoa, Chordata, Actinopteri, Cypriniformes, Danionidae. Gene Ontology annotation, molecular function: neuropeptide binding; somatostatin receptor activity. Gene Ontology annotation, biological process: regulation of insulin secretion; neuropeptide signaling pathway; cellular response to glucocorticoid stimulus. The record is from RefSeq and is a predicted model, not a curated record. The coding region runs from base 448 to 1587 and encodes 379 amino acids.
CUGGACCUGUUGCGCGCGAAUGAGCAGCCAAACUCAUUACUCGCACGCUCAUGGAGAGAACAGGUCCUUUCCUGAUGAAACGAGCUGAAUAACUCAACCAUUUUACUAAGGAAACACCUGAAGUACAUCUAGACAUUUGCUUGAAUCUUGGGUACAGAUAGCGCCUUAAAUAGUUGGCGGAAUGUGAUUGUUUUACCCAAACAAAGCAAAAAAUAUGUGCGCACCGCAGCAUUACUUCUUAACGUGAAGUCUUUAGACUGGAACUGAGGAUGAAGUGAUGUCCAGACUCUCGAUGUUGGAUUUAAGUCAAAGAGACAUUCAGUCAUCAAAUAUCACUAUUGUUCACUGAAAAGGAGACGAGUAGAUUGUGGAGGAGCUCCUGAAACCCAGAGGACCGUGCACUGAGUUUGAGCCCCCCGGUGACCACUUUUGCGCCUGUAUCCAAACAUGGCAACCCAAGAGCCGAUAUACAACACGACCCUCUCAAACCAAACCACCAAUUUCUCCAUUGACAUCAAUGAAAACCUGCUGGCUGAAGAAGAAAGCACCAAAGCCCUGGCUGUGAUCUACCUCGUGGUGUUCAUCGUGGGUCUAACAGGAAACUCUCUGGCCAUUUUUGUAGUUCUCCGCUACACCAAAAUGAAGACGGUCACCAACAUGUACAUUUUAAACCUAGCCGUGGCUGAUGAGCUGUACAUUCUGGGACUCCCGUUUCUCACCACCCACAACGUGCUCUCCUACUGGCCCUUCGGAAACUUCCUCUGCCGCAUCCUGAUGUGGGCCGACUCCAUCAGUCAGUUUACCAGCACAUUCUGCCUGACAGUAAUGAGCAUUGAUCGCUACAUGGCUGUGGUGCAUCCUAUCCGUAGUGCCAGGUGGCGGAGACCCAGCGUUGCCAAGGUGAUAAAUAGCAUGGUAUGGGCGCUUUCAUGUCUACUAACGCUGCCAGUCAUUAUUUAUUGUGACGUCCAGCCGGGACUCAACACCUGCAACCUGAGCUGGCCUGAGCCUCGUGAUGUUUGGUCCACAGCUUUCAUCCUUUACACCGCCAUAUUGGGAUUCUUCUGUCCACUGCUAGUUAUUUGUCUAUGCUACCUGCUAAUCGUGAUCAAAGUUAAAUCCACCAGCGCACGAGCCGGACUCUCCAAGCGCCGUAAAUCUGAGAAGAAAGUGACCAGAAUGGUGGUGAUCAUCGUUGUUGUGUUCGUUAUUUGCUGGCUGCCUUUCUUCAUGCUGAACAUCUUCAAUUUGGUGGUCACGCUUCCAGAAAAUAACAUCAUCACCGGUGUUUAUUUUCUUACUGUGAUCCUGACCUAUGUUAAUAGCUGCGCCAAUCCGCUGCUCUACGGAUUUCUGUCGGACAACUUCAAGAGGAGCUUCCAGAAGGUCUUGUGCAUCCACAGGGUCAACGGGGUCAGCGACGGACAUCCCAACCGCGCUCGUAUUAGCAGGAACCAUCAGGAGGCGUUCUUUCCUCCGAGGAGCUUCGAUUAUAAUGACCACGUCCAGAGCUAUCAAGUAAGUCUAUUGGUUUGGAUGCCGAGCACUGCGCCAAACCUGAAAACCAUCAUCCGGGACCACAAGUGAUCAGCCAGUCCAUCUAAAAGCCGGCGUUGUCCAAUUGAAGACAUUCCUGCAUACAAACAGUACUGUGUAUAUGGAGUUUAUUUAUAAAGUUAUUGUCGUCUAAGCCUAGAUCAAACACUCUCUGGUGCACACACACACACACACACACACACACACACACACACACACACACACACACACACACACACACACACA